This is a messenger RNA of Colletotrichum phormii, 1230 nucleotides long. Its product is annotated as aldo/keto reductase. Gene Ontology annotation, cellular component: cytosol. Gene Ontology annotation, molecular function: aldose reductase (NADPH) activity. NCBI's taxonomy places the organism in Eukaryota, Fungi, Ascomycota, Sordariomycetes, Glomerellales, Glomerellaceae. The record is from RefSeq and is a predicted model, not a curated record. The transcript is spliced from 3 exons. The coding region runs from base 121 to 1095 and encodes 324 amino acids.
CUUGUGAUAGAGAAUAUUAGAACUCAAAGCUCGUCAUUCCAGAACAAACUCAUCUCCUACAUGACGCAAUUCCUCUUCCUGUUACUCUAGUAUCUAUACCCCCUUUUCAAAAUCUUCAUAAUGGGCAAGGACACCAUCACUCUCGCUUCCGGCCGUGAGAUGCCCCUCGUGGGCUUCGGUCUGUGGAAGGUUCCCCGUGAGACCUGCGCCGACACUGUCUACAACGCUAUCAAGACCGGUUACCGUCUCUUCGAUGGCGCCUACGACUAUCAGAAUGAGAAGGAGGCUGGCGAGGGUGUCCGCCGCGCCAUUGCCGAUGGCCUGGUGAAGCGUGAGGACAUCUUCAUCACCACCAAGCUGUGGAACAACUACCACCGCAAGGAGCAUGCCGUCGCCAUGGCGAAGAAGCAGAACGAGACCUGGGGCCUGGGCUACAUUGACCUGUUCCUCAUUCACUUCCCCGUUGCUCUCAAGUACAUUGAGCCCUCCAAGCUCGAGUACCCUUGCUGGUGGAUGGACUCCGCGCAGACCAUUGUCGAGCCCGACAACGUCCCCAUCCGCGAGACCUGGGAGUGCAUGGAGCAGAUCGCAGACGAGGGCAUCGCAAAGUCCAUCGGCGUCUCCAACUUCCAGGCCCAGUCGCUCUACGACAUCCAGUCCUACGCGCGCCACCCCAUCUCCGCCCUGCAGAUCGAGCACCACCCUUACCUCGUCCAGCCCGACCUCAUCUCCAUGGCCCAGGAGAACAAGAUCGCCGUCACGGCCUACUCCUCCUUUGGCCCCCAGUCCUUCCUCGAGAUCUCCAACAAGCGCGCCACCGGCGCCCAGGGCCUCUUCGAGGUCGAUGCUAUCAAGGCGAUUGCGGACAAGUACAACGUUACCCCCGCGCAGGUCCUGCUGCGCUGGGCUACGCAGCGCGGCGUCGCUGUCAUUCCCAAGAGCAACAGUCAGCACCGCCUGAAGCAAAACCUCGAGGUUAACGGCUUUGAUUUGACGGUUGAGGAGAUCGAGUCCAUCUCUGACCUUGACCGUGGUCUCCGCUUCAACGACCCUGGUUUCUACCUGCCCCAGCGCCCUCUGCGCAUCUUUGCUUAAGCAGAGUGUCAUCAAUAGUCACGGGAUUGUAGAGACCUGGAUUAAAAUUAAAAUAAAAAUUAAUAAAUAAAAAAAGGCUUGGAUAGGAUUGGUGGCCUUAGAACCUGCUACGAAUUAAUGAAACAAAUUUCCCAG